GUGCGCACAUGGAUUAUAAUAAUGUCAAACAUCGAGAGAAUGGAAAGAUGGCGGUCGAGCGGUAAUUUUGUGAUGCACGGGGUAUAGUCUAUGAAUGGUGUGUGUUACAUUCCCAAGAGAUUCAUCAAAAUCAUAAUAUUAUUGUGCAAUGUGACUACAUACUGAUCACGACCGCCCUGUGAAGCAGACCGUGACAAGAAAGGAAGGACAACGACGGAGACGAGUAGAAAAGUUAAGGAGAGUGAGAGAGCAGGAGAGUAGAAAAAGAAAACGGACCCAGUUUGCACGUAACGAGUGUAGAAGCGGUUCAUUGCUCUGCUCUGACUUGUCGCCAAGAUGGAUUGGGAUUCGAUCACGAUGGCGAGUCUUCAUCUGACGAUGACCGAGCAUCAAUAUUACGAAGAUAUUUUUAGUUAUUGCUGUGAAAAUACAGACAAUGACAGUGUACCGGUGAUCAAAGUUGCCGAACUACUACGCUCGGCAAAUUUACCAGCGGUUGUCACGAUGAAGAUAUUGGAUAUCUGUUUUGGGACUGAAGCAGCGCACAUUGGUACGCAUCUGGGGAAAAAACAAUUUUAUGUAUUGUUGAAGCUUGUAGCAGCUCAUCAAGCAGGACUCAGUAUUCGUAAAGAUAUAAUUACUAUGCCUUUGGAUGUUAUCACCUUACCAAGAUUUACUUGGCCAACAUCUGGAGAAGAAGAUGGUAGAAGGAGCUUAGAUUCAAACAGAGCUAUAACAGGUCACCGACAUGCUCCUGAGAGUACUACAGAAAGUGAAAGUGAAGCAGAAUCUCCGAGGGAAACUGGCGGUAGUACAGAUUCACCAACACCAACAAAUAGCAUAAUACAAGAAAGAAACAAUGACAUAGGUGGUGAAACGAUAUUAGAUUCUGUAUCUGGAGGUUGGCAAGGAUUAUUGGUAUCCGAAGAACAGAGGCAGUUAUUAGGAACCGAAGAAGAAAGUUCAGAGCGUCAUAGUAGUGACGAAGGAGAAGGAGAUGGCGAUGGCUCGUUCCCACCCGAAGAAGUAUGGAUAAUUAGUGAUGAACAACGUGAAUAUUAUGCUACUCAAUUUGCACAAUUACAACUUGAUCCUGAGGGACUUUUGCAUGGUUCUAUAGCCAGGACAUUUUUUGAAAAGUCUGGACUUCCUUUAGGAGAACUUAGUCGUAUUUGGCAACUUGCAGAUAUUACCAGAGAUGGAGCAUUGAGUUUACAAGAAUUUUUUGUGGCUAUGCAUCUUGUUGUGUUACGAAGAAAUCAUGUGCCUCUACCUGAUGUCUUACCUCCACCAUUAUUAAUUCCUUUGCUUAAACAAAAGACUGGUCCACCACCUAUUCCAUCAACUACAACUACAACUACUCAAAAAAGUUCACCUAAUACAACUGGUACUCGUGAAAGAAAUAAAGAAUGGACAAAAUUUGUUGAUUCACCAACUGGGACUAGCAGUUCUUUGACUAGUCCAGGCUUACAAUUAGUGAAUUUUGAUUUUCAAAAGUCUGCUGUUGAAAAAGAUCCUAAAAUUUUGCAUCCUGUACCAUUACGUUUAACGCCUGAAGCAGCAAUUCUUGCUUCUGGAGCAAACGGUAACAGUAGCAGCUGCACUACGUUGGGUGAUGAUGAUCUCCAACGUUCUGCAAGUGCAUUGGUGCAACGACCUCUUAUUAAAAAACCACCUCCACCUCCUGAAGAAGCUAUUAUAGUAACUCCAAAGAAGGAACCACCACCUCCACCACCACCCAGACCAUAUAGAACACAUGCAAGAAGUUCUAGUCUUGAUCUUAAUAAAUUAGACUUCACCUCGAAAAUUGGUCGGUCAAAAAAGUGAGGGAGAGGGACAAAAAACCUUAAAUGAAAGUCAAGGUUUUGUUGCUGAUUUUUCUCACUUUUCUCCAAAGAGCGAACUACCUGAAAAUUCAUCUUUGGAAACUCCGCAAUCACAACAAUUUACUGGUGUCUGUGGUGCAUUUCAUAUUUAUAGAAAACCCAGUCCAAAGCGAGAAGGAGAUGAAGAUGCUCCUAAGGAUGAAUUGGAAGAAUCAAAAAAAUUAACAUUACAAGAAUUACGAGAGAAAAACGCUGAAUUGCGAUUAGUUUGUGAAGAAUUGACACGAGAAUUAGCUAGCGCACUUCAGGAACGUAUAAAUCUUCGUGCAAAACUCUUACUUUUAACAUGAUGUAAUCUGUUAUCAUCUGUAAAGACUCCAAACUAUGAAUUAUUGAUUUUUCCUAAAUUUGUUGUAAAAUCGAAUAUCUCAUGUGUCAUGCUAGUCUAGAGUAUUUCCUUUUGCAAAGUUUCGUAUAUUCAUAACGGUAGCGUAACCAAAAAAUAACAUUACAGAACAGAUAUUAAUAAAAAUUAUCCACUUAACUAUUCAACUAUUUCUACUGUCAAUUAUUGCUUAAAAUAUUAUUUAGAUUUUAAAUGUCCCUUUAUACAUUUUUCAUGCUAUAAUAAUGUGUAGUUCGCUGAUACUUAUAAAUAUUUAAAUUAUGUUUUAUUAAAAAGAAAUAGAUGUUUCUGAUUAGCAAGAAUGAAAAAAUAUCAACGAAUAUCAAAAUUCUUUGUGGUUACGCUAUGAUUCACAUUUUAUCCUUUUUCACAGAUAAUUCCAGUGUGCAUUAUUAGAAGCGUGGAUACAAAUAUUGUAGCAACAUCUGCCACUCUAGUAUUCAAAUGUUAUAGCAUUUUAACGUUCAAAUAAUUUUAAAAACUUAUAUUUUUUAUGCAUAGUACUGUGCUAAAUUGCUGAGAAAUAGUUCUUUAUAUAUUACAGAGUUUUUAAAGUUGAAUAAUCGCAUCAAGCGGAAUGAAAACUUGAUGGUUACUGUAUACUACAAAACUAUUAAAAAAAGAAAAAAAAACAUAAAA
Messenger RNA from Heterotrigona itama, 2871 nucleotides. NCBI's taxonomy places the organism in Eukaryota, Metazoa, Arthropoda, Insecta, Hymenoptera, Apidae. The record is from the annotation of a GenBank genome assembly.